Molecule: messenger RNA, 2183 nt
Organism: Mus musculus (house mouse)
Lineage: Eukaryota; Metazoa; Chordata; Mammalia; Rodentia; Muridae
Gene: Il18
Product: interleukin 18
Exons: 8
Coding region: 1526-2056 (176 amino acids)
Biological process (GO): positive regulation of granulocyte macrophage colony-stimulating factor production; regulation of cell adhesion; T-helper 1 type immune response
Cellular component (GO): interleukin-18 receptor complex; cytoplasm; decoy receptor complex
Molecular function (GO): interleukin-18 receptor binding; cytokine activity
Source: RefSeq, a predicted model, not a curated record
GGCUGAAUCCUGCCCCAGUGCGUCACAUUAGCUGACUGAACACUGGCUGUUCCCACAACGAUGAGUACACCAAUCCUGUGGUUGGUAAAACAAGCUUGCUUUCACUUCUCCCCUGUGGUGUGCUGCCUGCAUCACACAAAGAGGCUUUGGAAGCCUGCUAUAAUCCUCAGGCCCCGGGCGCAGCAGUCCAACUGCAGACUGCAAUCUAUGCAGAGCAGCUGGAAUUCUCUGAGAGCUUAAGGACAGCCUGGCCUACAGAGUGAGUUCUAGGCCAUCCAGGGUUUCAUAGGUCCUGCCUCAAACAAACAUGUAACUUGAUGGAAUGAAAAUUUACAAGUUUACAAGCAUCCAGGCACAGCUGGACCUGGUGGGGGUUCUCUGUGGUUCCAUGCUUUCUGGACUCCUGCCUGCUGGCUGGAGCUGCUGACAGGCCUGACAUCUUCUGCAACCUCCAGCAUCAGGACAAAGAAAGCCGCCUCAAACCUUCCAAAUCACUUCCUCUUGGCCCAGGAACAAUGGCUGCCAUGUCAGAAGACUCUUGCGUCAACUUCAAGGAAAUGAUGUUUAUUGACAACACGCUUUACUUUAUACCUGAAGAAAAUGGUAAAGUAUAAAUUUAUUUUUCUUUCUUUGCAAAUUAGAAGGCACUUGAGACAUAUCUGCUGUCAGCUGGGAGAAACUGUCCAUAGGGUUGUUUCCUAGGUAGAUAAUCAUUACAGUUAUAUUAAAUUCAUGUGGUGAGAGCAUAAUAAAACUAUAAUUCCUCCACUGAUGGACUUAUAAGUUGUUUCCAUCUUACGACUUUUGUUUACAGCACCCUUGUGGGAUUCUUGGAGAUUUCAGCUGUUCGGUUUGGUUUGAUACUCAUUCAGUAGGCUGGCCCAGAAUUCACUAUAUUACCUGAACUGGCCUCAACUUUUCGAUCCUCCUGCCUUAGCAUCCUGAGUACCAGGAUCACAAGUGUGCAGCAUUCUUAGACAACAGUGUUAGCACAAUGGGUCUGAACUACCUGUUCAGGAUAAAAUCUAGGAAGCAGAAAUGCCAGGUUGACAACAGAGAAGGAAGAGCUGGCAAAUCAAAGCUUGAAGCCGCUACACGAAGUACAAGUGGGCUCUCCCUUAGACGCUCGGACACUUUUCCAGUAUUUUUCUUUAGUAAGGGAAAAGAACUGGUCUAGUGUGGUGGCAUGCACCUUUUAGCCCACUUAGGAGGCAGAGGCAGGCAGAUCUCUGAGUUUGAAGCCGGCUUGGUCUACAGAGCAAGGUCCAGGACAGCCAAGACUACACAGAGAAACCCUGUCUCAAAAAAGAAAAGAGACAGGGGGUGGGGGUCAGGGGAGGGAAGGAGAAGAAGACAGGGCCAGGAGACGAAUGGGAGGGCUUUGUAAGGUCUGAGAACGUGGACAGCGUGAGUCAAAAUGUAAGGAAACAAAAGGGCAGGAGGCUGGUCAGACAGUAAGACAGUGGAACCUCUGGCCGGAGAGUAGCUCCAAGCACAAACAGGAAACAGAGUGUCUUAGAAGCGGAUGAAUGCAGCAGUCAGCUUGAUCAUUGCUGCACCUAGAGGAGACCUGGAAUCAGACAACUUUGGCCGACUUCACUGUACAACCGCAGUAAUACGGAAUAUAAAUGACCAAGUUCUCUUCGUUGACAAAAGACAGCCUGUGUUCGAGGAUAUGACUGAUAUUGAUCAAAGUGCCAGUGAACCCCAGACCAGACUGAUAAUAUACAUGUACAAAGACAGUGAAGUAAGAGGACUGGCUGUGACCCUCUCUGUGAAGGAUAGUAAAAUGUCUACCCUCUCCUGUAAGAACAAGAUCAUUUCCUUUGAGGAAAUGGAUCCACCUGAAAAUAUUGAUGAUAUACAAAGUGAUCUCAUAUUCUUUCAGAAACGUGUUCCAGGACACAACAAGAUGGAGUUUGAAUCUUCACUGUAUGAAGGACACUUUCUUGCUUGCCAAAAGGAAGAUGAUGCUUUCAAACUCAUUCUGAAAAAAAAGGAUGAAAAUGGGGAUAAAUCUGUAAUGUUCACUCUCACUAACUUACAUCAAAGUUAGGUGGGGAGGGUUUGUGUUCCAGAAAGAUGAUUAGCACACAUGCGCCUUGUGAUGACCUCGCCUGUAUUUCCAUAACAGAAUACCCGAGGCUGCAUGAUUUAUAGAGUAAACACGUUUAUUUGUCGCA